Molecule: messenger RNA, 2874 nt
Organism: Stylonychia lemnae
Lineage: Eukaryota; Ciliophora; Spirotrichea; Sporadotrichida; Oxytrichidae
Source: the annotation of a GenBank genome assembly
AUGGAUAACAGUAAAUCUUAGAAAAAUCUCUUCUUCUAACCACUUUAGGAGACUACUUCUCAUAAACCAAUAAAGACCCACUUCUCUAACUCUCUUCUUGGAUCUUAAUAGAAGAACAAAAACAUUCUGUACUAUGCUAAAAACCAUGAUAUCUCUAAAGAAAGUGGAAAUCGAAAUGAUAGUCAAGGCAAAAUUAAAAGCUUAAAGCUUACUUCAACUCUAUUUAAAUCAGAGCAAUAGUCAAAAGAAAGAAAUCAGCAUUAGUUUAAUACAUUUCAUCAGAAUGCUUACUCUACCAAAGAGGAUGUGAUAUCUUAGGAGUCUAAUUCAAUGAGCAAUUUGGACUAUAUGAUUCAGAGCAGGCCAAUAACAAAGCAAGAAAACAUAAGAGCUAAGAUACAAGAGUAUAAAAUUCAAACACAACAUACUUAGAUCAACCAGUAAAGAGUUCAGACACCUUCUUCAAAUAACAGAGGAAACCUCCUUUCCCCAAAGUCUUAAAAUGUAUUAGACUAUAGAAAUAUAGUGAGGAAUAAAGUUCAACCUAGUGGAAGGACAAUUGCUAAUGAGUCAGAUAAAUUCGGAUUGGAGUCCGCUAAAUUAUUCAAACAACUUGAUAUCCCCAUUGAUAACUAGUAAAGUUUAAAAUAGCUCAAAGAGUAUUUCAUUCAGAGUAUUAACAAUUACAACCAUGUGGUCAAGGACUAUGCUCAUAAGAUAUAGACUCUAGGUGUUCUGCUUAGCAAAAUAGAGUUCUAAGAGAAUUUUAGAUCAAUUCAAGAUUUAUAAGAGCUUUUCCAUUUUUGCCGAGAUAAAAUCCAAUUAACUGAUAAGCAUGUUUAAAUCGAGUAACUUUAUUUUCAAAACAAAAGACUGUUAGAACUUAAAAAUGUUGAACUCAGUUCAUUUAAAGCUAAAUGCAAGAAGCAAGAAGAAAUCCUAAAGAAAAUUGAAGAUGAAAACAGGGAUUUAAGAAAAUAGGUCUUUAAUGGGAUUGAAGAGAGGACUGCUUUAUUCAAACAUUCUCAAACUGAUCAAGCUAAAAUUUCCUCUAUGGUAGUCAAAGUUGAUGGACUUGAGCAAGGCCUUCUCGCUUUAAGUGAUAAGUCAGGAAACAAUGAAGAACUCAGACAAAACAGAUUAAAGACUACUAUUCACAUGCUAAUAAGUGAAAAUAACACUUUGAAAAAGGAACUGAGUUAUAUGAAGAAUCAGAAUGAUGAAUAAAUAGAAGAAAUAAAUAGGUUGAAGAAAAAGAUCAAUCAUUUAGUCAUGAAGAUUGAUGAACAAAACAGGAAAUUCGCAAUGCAGAAUAAAAACAAUCCAGGAUAUCUUGAGCUUAUCAAUGUUUAGGAAAAAGAAAUUCUCUAAGAAGACCACGAGUUAGAUCAUUCAGGACUGGAGGAAUUUGAAAAGUUGUAAGAGAAGCUGAACAAGGUAGAGGAAAAGGCUUAAACUGAAAACCAGUCUCCAACUCUUGUGUUAGACUCAAGAGAGGCUUCUCCAGUUCCUAAGAAAUCUUCAUUCAAUUUACAAGGACCUUAUUGGAAAAACAGAACUAAUGAUAUUCUUAAGCAGGAUCGAGAUAAGAGAAAGCUACUUAAGCAUGAGUCUGUGGAUCAGAAUAGAGCACUUUAGAUUCCAUCUUUAUUGACUAGAGAUGGAAGAGAGAGAAGACAUAGCUAUGACUUUAGAUUCGAUUUCUUGAAUGUGGAGGAAACAGGAAUAUUGAAGGAAAUCAACCAUAUGGGCAUACACAAUUACGUGGAAACUACAAUGAGCUUGAAGUCCCUAGACAUAAAGAAAAAUAUAGAGCUGGUGACUAGAGAAUACAUCAUUAAUAACACAGUUAGGAGAAUAUACGAGUUUCUAGUUGGAGUAAUGAUUGAAUACUUUUUACAAGGAGGAACAGAUUCCUCCAAACUUAUCAAUCGAAUAAAUCAGGGAAUGCUAAAAAUUCUCAAUGUGAAGGAUUUUAGAGUCUGGAUUAGAGAUGUGAUGAAUAACUACCUUUGGACUUACAGCAGUGACUAAAUCUAUGAAAUCUUUGAUUUAACUCAGAGUAAUUAAGGUCAAUCAAUCAUUAAUUUAAAGGAAACUACUUUCAUGAAUUUCAGAGGGGAAGAUAAUUGCUUGAUCACUCCAUUAUUCAAUGUCAACAAUGACUAAAAUGUGGGUCUAGUGCAACUGAUUGGCAAAGAGGACAAUCUCACAUAGCUAACAGAUAUUUAAAAGAUUCACUAUGAGAACUAGAUUGGUACUACGCUAGUAAGUGAAAUAGUAACUGCUCUACUCUCAAGGGAGUUAUAAAAUAAAGUCUAGUACUAUUUUAUUGGAAAACAAACACAAGUAUAAAAGACCUUAUUGAAUUUUCUAAAUUAAAAGACUAAGUUUGAUCUUUAUAAUGCUUUUGAAAAAGACAUCAAGUUAGUAUUUGAGACAACCAAAGUUAGAUUCGCCUUUGUUGAGAAUAAUAUGAUUUGGAAUUAUCAUAAGGAUGAGAUGGGCUUAGUUUAAUUCCAAGAGUUUAAUAUUUAAGAGAUUUAAUCACUAAUGACUAUCACUAUCAGCAAGAAUUAGUGUUUGAUAUUUUUUAUGCCUUACCAAAACAUGAAUUUUGAUUAAAGACUUGACAUGGAAACAACAAUGCCAUUAAACAGUAUUUUAAUAAAAUCUAGUAGUGGAAAAGUUGUAGGAGUUUUACAGUUUGAGAAUAAACUGGUAAAAAAUAGGAAUAUAAGUGACAAUAAGCUGUAAAAUCAAAUGGUAACAUCUCUAAGUGAUGAGGGAAUAAUAAGUGUCAUUAGGCAAAUGUCUGAUAUCUUAUUAUACAGAUUGGAGUAUAUAGAAAAGCAUCAGAGCACAACUUAAUGA